This is a messenger RNA of Aspergillus steynii IBT 23096, 1284 nucleotides long. RefSeq names its product thermophilic desulfurizing enzyme family protein. Bases 1 to 1284 code for a protein of 427 amino acids. The record is from RefSeq and is a predicted model, not a curated record. NCBI's taxonomy places the organism in Eukaryota, Fungi, Ascomycota, Eurotiomycetes, Eurotiales, Aspergillaceae. Gene Ontology annotation, molecular function: 3-methylbutanoyl-CoA dehydrogenase activity; flavin adenine dinucleotide binding. Gene Ontology annotation, biological process: L-leucine catabolic process. The transcript is spliced from 3 exons.
AUGGCGCAAGACCCCGUCCCCGCAACAGACCCCGCCGUCUACGCGGAAUACCAAUCCAAAUGGUCCGCGCUGCCAGACACACCAGACGCAUGGGUUGCGCGAGCCCGUGACGUCGCGCAGGUCUUAGCGCAAGACGCCGCGCAGCGCGACGCAGAGAAUAAGUCCCCGCGCGCGGAAAUCGCCCUGCUCAAACACUCCGGUCUGCUGAAGGUCCUGGGGCCGAAGAAGUACGGCGGAGGCGAGCAGUCAUGGGAAGUCGGGUAUAAGGCGAUUCGCGAGGUUGCGAAGGCUGAUGGAUCCCUCGGCAUGCUCCUAGGCUACCACCUCCUGUGGUCCACAACCGCGAACGUAGUCGGCACAGCGGAGCAGAUCGAACGCACGCACGAGCUCAUCAUCUCCAACAACUACUUCGUCGGCGGGGCUGUCAACCCGCGCGACAGCGACCUGAAGAUCAUCUCCGACGGCGACGAGAUCGUCUUCAGCGGCCAGAAACACUUCAAUACCGGCGGCGUGGUGUCGGAUCUGACGGUGCUCGAGGGCGUGCUGGAAGGCACGCAGGAUGAUAUCUUCGCCAUCGUCAAGACCAACGACCCUGGGAUCCAGUUCGCGUACAACUGGCAUAACAUUGGGCUGCGGCUGACGGAGUCCGGGGGCGUGAAGAUCGAUAAUGUGCGCGCGCCGUGGACAGAUGCCUUGGGAUGGGAUGCGCAGAGUAAGCGGCCGAGGGAGGAUGUGUUGGGGAUUCCGUUUGCGGGGUUGCUUUUGCCGUCGAUACAGCUUGUCUUCGGCAACUUCUACCUCGGUAUCGCGAUCGGGGCGCUGGAGUUCGCGUCCAAGUACACGAGCACCACGACCCGCGCGUGGCCCUUUGGCGGCGAUAACAAGGACUCCGCGACGGAGGAAUUCUAUAUUCUGGAACGGUACGGGUCCUUUUUCGCGCAUCUCCGGGCUGCUGAAGCGCUGGCCGACCGGGCAGGCGAGCAGCUGGCGGCGCUCUAUGCGCGACACGGCAGCAACAGGGCCGGUCUGACGCCGCAGGAGCGCGGCGAGGUCGCAGAGUGGAUUGCCAGUUUGAAGGUUGUGACGACGGAUGUCGGUUUGCAGGUCUCGUCGGGCGUGUUCGAGGUCACUGGGGCCAGGGCGACGGCGUCAAAGGUGGGAUUGGAUCGGUUCUGGCGAGACAUUCGCACGCAUACAUUGCAUGAUCCCGUGGCGUAUAAGAGACGGGAGUUGGGACGGUAUGUGUUGUUGAAGGAGUUGCCGGAGGUCACUUGGUAUACUUAA